GAGAAAGUACCUUCACAUCUGUUGUCGUUUUGGCGGGUUUUCUUUAUUUUCUGCAAGCUGGACGGUUAAAGACGACUUAAGAACGAUGGCGGAAAGUGCUGAAGCUGACUCAGAAGCAGACAUGGACUCAGACUACGAACCACCACCAUGGAAGUCAUACCUGUACCAGCUCCAACAGCAGGCCCCCCAGCCUAGGAGGAUAGUCUGUACCAUGGAGGUUGGAAACAAACCAAAAUACUAUGGAAGAGAGUUCCACGGGAUGAUCUCCCGUGAGGAGACGGAUGCGUUGCUAGGCGAUGUGGAGGGGAGUUACCUUAUAAGGGAAAGUCAGCGGCAGCCUGGCAGCUACACACUGGCUAUCAGGUUUGGAGGGACCACCAAGAAUUUCCGGCUGUAUUACGACGGCAAACAUUUCGUCGCGGACAAGCGUUUUGACACGAUACAGAACCUUGUCGCUGACGGCCUCAUCACCAUGUACAUCGAAGCCAAGGCGGAAGAAUACAUCAAGCGGAUGACCGGCGAGCCGAUUUACGAACCCUGCGGCUACCUAUCGCUACGGAAACGGACGUCCCGCGUCGUGACAACGUUCUCCAGAACGGUAACUACGGCGACCAUCGAUGAGGUGGACAACUUCUCUUCCAUUUCUUCCUCGACGUCACAAAGUUCGGACAACUCUUCGCUGGACCUAGCUCUCUCACCAAGCAAACGGGCCAGCAUCGAAGCAUCGUCUUACGAAAAGCCUCAUAACUUCAAGGUGAACACGUUCCGAGGCCCCCACUGGUGCGAGUACUGUGCUAACUUCAUGUGGGGACUGGUGGCUCAGGGGGUCAAAUGUGCAGAUUGUGGCCUGGCCACGCAUAAGCAGUGUUCGAAGGUUGUGCCGAAUGACUGCCAACCUCACAUGAAGUACAUCAAGAAGGUUUAUGGCAUUGACCUGACGACAAUCGUCAAGGCACACAACACAACCCGGCCUGUCGUCGUCGACAACUGUGUCCAGGAGAUCGAGAGAAGAAAAGACGGUUUGUUGUCUGAAGGACUUUACAGAGUUUCUGGCUUUAAUGAUGACAUAGAAGAAGUCAAACUGUCAUUUGACAAAGAUGGAGCUCAGGCUGACAUUUCAGAGUCUACAUACGAAGACAUCAACACGAUAGCGGGCGCGCUGAAGCUCUACUUCCGCAUGUUACCCAUUCCACUCAUCACCUUCGACGUCUACCCAAAGUUCAUAGAGGCAGCCAAGAUUCCUGAUGAUAAGGACUGUCUGAGAAAGAUCCACGAGACGUUAGACGAUCUGCCGCCAGCUCACUUCCAAACUCUCAGCUUCCUCAUGGCUCAUCUACACAAAGUUGCUAAAUGCGACAAGUUUAAUCUGAUGACAGCAGAGAACCUCGGGAUGGUCUGGGGACCGACGCUGAUGCGACUCGCAGACACGAACUCGCUCGCCGGACUCACCGACCUGAAGUUCCAGAGGAGGGCUGUGGAACUCAUGAUCAAAUUUCAGGACGCUCUCUUCAACUAGCAAUACUUGUGUUUCAUUGGCCAGUACUGAGCCAUGUGACUGUGUUUCAUUGGUUGCCAAAAAUUGUUUCUGCUUCUGAUUGGCUAGUACCUAAUCAUGUGACUCGAAAGUUAAAUCUGAUUGGCCAGUUCUUAGCUGACACAAACUCGCUCGCCGGACUGACCGACCUGAAGUUCCAGAGGAGGGCAGUCGAACUCAUGAUCAAGUUUCAGGAUGCUCUCUUCAACUAGCAAUACUUGUGUUUCAUUGGCUAGUACUUUGUCAUGUGACUAUAGCUUCAGGCUGUGAUUGGCUAGUAUCAUGUGACUCAUAACUCAAAUCUUAUUGGCCAGUUUUUAGCUCGAAUCGUGGACACAAACUCAUCAUCAAGUUUCAGGAUGCUCUCUUCAACUAGCAAUACUUGUGUUUCAUUGGCUAAUACUGAGCCAUGUGACUGUUUCAUUGGUUGACAAAAAUAGCCUCGGGCUCUGAUUGGAUACUCAUCAUCAGGCUCCAUAAUACUGAAAUCUGAUUGGCCAGUAUUUGGUCAAUGACAUGGUUGUCUUUCAUUUGUGUUUCAUUUUUUGCCAAAAAUUGUUUCUCUGCUUCUGAUUGGCUAGUACCUAAUCAUGUGACUCAAAACUCAAAUCUGAUUGGCCAGUGCUUAGACUGUGUUGUAUUGGUUGACAGAAAUAGUUUCAAGUUCUGAUUGGCUACUAUCUAAUCAUGUAACAAUGACUCAGAACUGAUUGGCCAGUACUUAGACACCAUUUCAUUGGUUGCCAAAUGUAGGUUUAGGCUCUGAAUAACUUGUACCAACAACUGUAGUCAUGUGACUCAAAACUCAAAUCUGAUUGGCCAAUACUAAGUCAUGUGACAGUGUUUCAUUGACAACUUGAUUGCAAAGUCUUGUACCUGAUUUGCCAGUAUUCUAAUAACUGAUUCAUAGACAGAACUUGUAUCUGAGUGGCCAGUACUUCAUUUUGUAAAUAAGCUAGAUUGG
This is a messenger RNA of Branchiostoma belcheri (Belcher's lancelet), 2498 nucleotides long. RefSeq names its product N-chimaerin-like. Gene Ontology annotation, biological process: signal transduction; regulation of GTPase activity. The transcript is spliced from 13 exons. Lineage: Eukaryota; Metazoa; Chordata; Leptocardii; Amphioxiformes; Branchiostomatidae. The record is from RefSeq and is a predicted model, not a curated record. Gene Ontology annotation, molecular function: GTPase activator activity. Bases 86 to 1516 code for a protein of 476 amino acids.